Pyricularia pennisetigena is the source of this 2700-nucleotide messenger RNA. RefSeq lists its product as uncharacterized. The transcript is spliced from 2 exons. The record is from RefSeq and is a predicted model, not a curated record. Lineage: Eukaryota; Fungi; Ascomycota; Sordariomycetes; Magnaporthales; Pyriculariaceae. Bases 1 to 2700 code for a protein of 899 amino acids. Gene Ontology annotation, biological process: protein phosphorylation. Gene Ontology annotation, molecular function: protein serine/threonine kinase activity; ATP binding.
AUGUCAACAUCGGUGGGCAAUAUUAACGGCCAACAUAGGACUGCUGCCGGAUCCGAGGACGAUGGGGUGGAUCACAUUGGCAUCGAUACCCCACGUUCGGGCAUCGCUACACCGCAACCUGAUCUCCAGGAUAAGCGGCUCCCGAGUAUCAUGAGCUCUUUUGGACAGGUUCGUUACUUUUUCAACCUUUUUUCGUUUAGCACAUCCUCUACGACUGGACUAGCUACGAAUGCGUCCUCGAAUAAUACCAUUUCUGGCGACGAGAGGCCGCACCGUUCUGCUUCUGCUUCCCCUUCUUCCCAAUAUCUCGACAGCCCCAAAACAUUGCCUCCUGAAGUGGCCGAGCUCUCAGAUGACAAAAUUUCCCCCCUUUUGCUCGAUAAGGCUGCUGCUAUGUCUGUGAAGCAACUUCCUUCAUCUGGCAACGGGCUCUCCCCAUACCCCACCCCUCCUACCUCACAACGCGGGUCUCUGCAGUGUGGCGUUUUGGGCGACACCAGUGGUGAGGGAGGCAUAUGUGGGCAUACUACUGCUGUUGCACCUUCACGCAGCCGCAACCAGAGUAGCUCCGAUGUCGUCCAACGGCAGACUGCCGGCCCGUCCAAAACCCUAGCAUCCGUUGUCACACAGCCGUGUAGCGUGCUUGCCAAUUAUUUUUCUUAUAAACAUCAACAAAGUUCUGCUUUUGUUUCGUCAUCUCCAAGCCAGGAUGAGGGGAGUGUUACGUCUUUGUGCAAAAAGCCAGCGAGCACUGCGCAUCCCACGAAGCUAACGAGUGAGGGUAAAAAGAGCGGCCACUCUACGCCAACUCGAUCUCUAGCCACGACGCACGCAUCGCGGAGUGGUAGUCACGAAGACAAGGCCAACGGCACUAGCACCGGCACGAGCACGCCGUCACUUCGGUCUGGGGAGCAGGUGGCAGCGCCUAAGGGCAAACUCACGGUCAAAAUCACCGAGGGCAGGGGGCUCAGGAAGUGCCGGGACCCCUAUGUUGUGGCGGUUUGCCAACGAAGCGAGCUGAUAUCUGGCGGCCCGAGGACCUUCGAGGAUGAGGAUGAGUUAUCAGUCUCGACCCCACUCGGCGGGGUUCCCAUCUCACGUUCAGGCAGUGACAUGGGUAGGACCCCCAUGGCCAUCCCCAUGAGGAGCCGACAGAGCAGCAACACAAGUGUUACCGAGUACAACACCUUUAGGAACCGAACGAAGCGGACGUUUUCAAGGCCAAAGUGGGAUGCGGAGGCUGUCUUCGACGUCAACGACAAGGACAUGCGUGUGGAAAUCACCAUCUGGGAGCAUGGCGCCAAUGGUGAAGAAUUCUUGGGCUCCGUCGAGCUCGAGGCGAAUAAGGAAUUUCCACUGAGGGGCUGGUUUCCGCUUGUUGGACACGCGGACACCGUGGCAGAGAACGCACCUACUGGAGAGAUAUAUGUCGAGGCCGUGUACGAGGAGACAGGCCGUAAACACUACGGCCCCGACGACUUCGAAAUUCUCAAACUUAUCGGGAAAGGCACUUUCGGCCAGGUUUACCAGGUGCGCAAAAGGGACACGAAGCGCAUUUACGCUAUGAAAGUGCUCUCCAAGAAGGUCAUCGUCCAAAAGAAAGAAGUGGCACACACUGUUGGGGAGAGGAAUAUCCUGGUUCGGACAGCAACCUCAAAUUCGCCCUUUAUCGUCAGCCUUAAGUUUUCAUUCCAGACACCCUCAGAUCUCUACCUUGUUACAGACUACAUGUCUGGAGGUGAGCUAUUUUGGCAUUUACAAAAGGAGGGCCGCUUCGAGGAGAAGCGGGCAAAGUUCUACAUCGCCGAGCUCAUUCUCGCCAUACAACAUUUGCACAAUAACGACAUAGUAUACCGGGAUCUCAAGCCCGAAAACAUCCUCCUCGACGCAACAGGUCACAUUGCGCUGUGCGACUUCGGUCUAUCAAAGGCAGAUCUGGCGCAGAAUGACACAACCAACACUUUCUGCGGCACAACCGAAUACCUCGCCCCUGAAGUGCUACUGGACGAGGCGGGCUACACAAAGAUGGUGGACUUUUGGUCGCUGGGCGUUCUAGUCUUCGAGAUGUGUUGUGGUUGGAGCCCGUUCUAUGCCGAGGACACACAACAGAUGUACAAGAACAUUGCCUUUGGCAAGGUACGGUUCCCCAAAGACACCUUAUCUGUCGAGGGGCGAAACUUUGUUAAGGGUCUCCUCAACCGGAACCCAAAGCACCGGCUGGGGGCCACCAAUGACGCUGAGGAGCUGAAGCAACAUCCAUUCUUCCGGGAUGUUGAUUGGAACGCAUUGCAAAAGAGGCAGAUCACACCACCCUUCAAGCCGAAAUUGAAGUCGGAGACAGAUGUUUCCUACUUUGACCCUGAAUUUACCAACGCGCUGGACACGAAUGGUUCGCUCAACGAGCGCGCAGCUCAGUUAGCCAAGGGAGUAGGAUAUGGGAACUCAACACCCCUUUCACCAUCGGUUCAAGCGAAUUUCCAAGGCUUCACCUUCACAGGGGAGAGCACCCUAGAGGAGAAUAUGAGGGACCGGUACGGUAACGACGACGAAGAUAUGGAUGAUUUUGAUCGAGUCAAGGAAGACCACGACUGGGACGACUUGGACGACCUGAACACUCGCAACGGCAACCGCAUGAGCGGCAUCGUUCGGUCGACGGGAAACGACGAGCACAUGUUCAGCAAUUCCCAGUUUGACAUGUAA